AUGGCGAUACGAGUGGUAAGGGGUUAUCGUACCGUCUCGAAAGACGCCGCAUGCGCAUUAGCAGGAAGUGUGCCUUGGGACUUAGAAGCCUUAGCCUUGGCUGAAGUCUACUGGCGCUGCCAAUCUAUACGGGAUGAGGGGAAUAUCCCACCGUUUGAUCUCAUACAGCGGUGGCGAAACUCGGCAAAUGAUAAAGCAGUCGAUCUGUGGUCGGAGCGGCUCGAACAACCGCGAGUCAGCAUUGAUAUACUAUCAGCUCUACGUCCUGUUCUAAAAGAAUGGGUGCGUAGGAAGUUUGGUGCUUUGACGUUCCGCCUCACACAGGUAUUGACUGGACAUGGUUGUUUCGGUCGGUACCUGUGUGAGAUAGUUAAACGGGAAGAGACAACAGCCUGUCACCACUGUAUUGAGACAUGUGACACGGCCCAACACACGAUUUCGACGUGCCCUGCAUGGGACAACCAUCGAACGAACAUGACAAAUAUUACCGGACAAGACACAACGCUCUCAGCAUUAAUACGUGCAAUGCUGGAGAGCCAAGAUAAAUGGCGGGCGGUGGAGAACUUUGCGGAAGCAGUUAUCUCCGCCAAGGAAGAGGCCGAGCGCGUGAGAGAAAGGGCGGCGCGUCUUGGUUCACUUCGCUCGAGAAGGCCUAGGCGAAGACGGGCGAUCAACCAUGAUGACCGCUAUGUUCCGCCUUAG
This is a messenger RNA of Aricia agestis (brown argus), 702 nucleotides long. RefSeq lists its product as uncharacterized. The transcript has a single exon. The record is from RefSeq and is a predicted model, not a curated record. The coding region runs from base 1 to 702 and encodes 233 amino acids. NCBI's taxonomy places the organism in Eukaryota, Metazoa, Arthropoda, Insecta, Lepidoptera, Lycaenidae.